UGACGUGGAAUUUAUGAGCACAUAGCCCAGUGCAUAAGUCAUAUGUGCACAAAAGGACCGGAUCUCCAAGCCGCUGAUGGAGAAAAAGCGCCGGGCGCGCAUCAACAGGUGCCUGGAGCAGCUCCGGGCGCUGCUGGAGAAGCAUUACUCGCACCAGAUCCGCAAACGCAAGCUGGAGAAGGCAGACAUCCUGGAGCUGAGCGUCAAGUACAUGAAGAGCCUCCAGAGCUCCGCACAAGGGCUCUGGCCGCUGCCCAGCGCAGCCGAUUACGUGUCGGGCCUCCGCGGCUGUCCGCCCGGCGGCGUUCACCCGCUGCUGCCGCGCCGAGAGGAGGCCGGCGGCGGCCCGCGCUGUCCCCUGGCGCACGGGCGCGCGGGCGGCAGCACCAUGGACAGCGCCGGCGCCCGCGCCCCCGCCCGCUGGGGCCCCGCUCCGGCCGCCGGCGGCUCCCGGGCGCCGCCCGCCCGGCUCCCCGGCGCCCUCCCCGGCGCCCCCGCCCCGCCGCCCGCUCCCGUCCGCUGCUCCGGGAGCCCCGGGCCUGGGCUGCGCGUCUGGAGGCCUUGGUGA
Sorex fumeus (smoky shrew) is the source of this 568-nucleotide messenger RNA. RefSeq names its product hes family bHLH transcription factor 3 (gene HES3). Lineage: Eukaryota; Metazoa; Chordata; Mammalia; Eulipotyphla; Soricidae. Gene Ontology annotation, molecular function: DNA-binding transcription factor activity, RNA polymerase II-specific; RNA polymerase II cis-regulatory region sequence-specific DNA binding; protein dimerization activity. Gene Ontology annotation, cellular component: nucleus. Gene Ontology annotation, biological process: anterior/posterior pattern specification; regulation of neurogenesis; regulation of transcription by RNA polymerase II. The transcript is spliced from 4 exons. The coding region runs from base 77 to 568 and encodes 163 amino acids. The record is from RefSeq and is a predicted model, not a curated record.